Molecule: messenger RNA, 1770 nt
Organism: Pieris macdunnoughi
Lineage: Eukaryota; Metazoa; Arthropoda; Insecta; Lepidoptera; Pieridae
Source: the annotation of a GenBank genome assembly
AUGGCUUCGUCUAACAAAUUUCUCGGCACUGGUUUAGAUGAUGUCAGCGUGCCUGGACAGAAUUUCUUGAGAGACGCACUCACCAGUUGUACCGAUCCCCUGAAAGCUAUAGAAGAGUUUCAAUUGGAAAAUGGUAUUUUAUUACCAUCUCUUAGACCUAUGUUACCCCUUCUUGACCUACAUGGAGUUCGUCGCUUAGAUUUUCAUACUUCUGUGCUGGAGGAAUUAAGAGAAAAGAUGAUAGAGCAUAUAAAUAAACUCGGAAAAAAAGAUGGUAAAGGUAACGAAAAAAAGCUUAAGGAGCUGCUGGCCAAAAGUUUUCCGAUUAUCAAAAUUAAAGCUUUAAGGCCUGUCAUUAUGAGCAUUUUGAAAAAUAUACCCCAUAUUGACGACAAAUAUUUAAAAGUUUUGGUCCGUGACCGGGAAUUAUACAAUGAUACUGACACGGAAGUAAAAAGACAGAUUUGGCAAGACAACCAAUCUUUGUUUGGUGAUGAAGUUUCUCCUUUGCUCAGUUUAUAUAUAAGAGAAAAAGAAAAUGUUUUAUUUGAUCAUGAAAACAUGUCACAACUAUUCUUUUCAUCAUCUCCAAAAUUAAGAAGACAGGGUAAUGUUGUUCAAAAGCUUGCCCAUAUGGUUGGCACAAGUGUAAAACUCUAUGAUAUGGUUCUACAGUUUCUGCGUACACUUUUUCUGAGAACUAAGAAUAUUCAUUACUGUACAUUACGAGCUGAACUGCUUAUGACUUUACAUGAUGCAGAAGUUCAUCCAAUAAUUUCUGCAGAUCCUUGUCAUAAAUUUACAUGGUGUUUAGAUGCAUGUAUCAGAGAGAGAAAUGUAGAUAUUAAGAGAUCAAGAGAGCUACAAGGUUUCUUAGAUGGGGUUAAGAAAGGAACAGAGCAAAUAUUAGGAGACCUGUCUAUGACCUUAUGUGACCCAUAUGCUGUUAACUUCUUAGCAACAUCUGCUAUAAAAAUACUACACCACUUGAUCAACACAGAGGGCCUGCCUAGAGAUAAUUCAAUAUUGAUACUAUUGCUGAGAAUGUCAGCACUAGGAUUAGGUUCAUGGGAUAUAAUUAACACCCAACAAUUUAAAGAACCUAAACUUGACAGUCAAGUGGUAACAAAAUAUUUACCGGCAUUAAUGUCUUUAAUGGUGGAUGAUCAAGUCCGAGCAUUGCAUAAUAAACUGCCACCAGACGAGAGAGAGUCUGCUAUAACUACUAUAGAGCAUUCUGGUCCACCUCCAGAUGCCUGUGAAGCUUAUAUGAGGGAAAGUGUAGUAUGCAGUGUUCUAGCAAUGUAUUACACACUACAUGCAGCAAAAACAAAAGACCGAGGCGCAUUGCUCAGGAUACUUAGCAUACUUGGUAGUUGUAAAAAUGGGCUGGCCUAUUCUGACCCUUUCUUACAUCAACUAGUUGCCCUUUUAAUACAGUUUCCGGAUGAAUUUCAAGGAGAAGACUUCAGUACUGUAUUGUUUGAUGAAUUCUUUUUUGCUGGUCUAUCUAAAGACAAUGUGACUAGACACUUAUUAAAAUUAAUUUGGUAUAUUCACCCCAAAUUACCAGAGACUAGAAUACAUACAUUGAUGAAAGCUUUACAGCCAGGAACACAACACAAUGAAGCAGUUCACAAAGUUUAUGAAUCACUACAGCAAAAGCUAACUACUCAAGUAGAACCAGCACCUAGUGCUACUGAGAUGGAUUAUUUAGAUUCCCCAUUAUUGAGUGUGCCUAUGCCAAGCCCAUCUCCAUAUCAUAUGUAA